Prorocentrum cordatum is the source of this 510-nucleotide messenger RNA. The record is from the annotation of a GenBank genome assembly. NCBI's taxonomy places the organism in Eukaryota, Dinophyceae, Prorocentrales, Prorocentraceae.
AUGCGCGAGUGGCUGGACCAGGCAGCGAAGGAGAACGAGCAGCUGGACGAGGAAACGAGGGCCGUCAUGCAGGAGCUCGCCACGGCGCGGAGGGUGCCGGAGGACAAGACCCAGGAGGAGAAGGAGCUCGAGAAGCUGGAGAGUCUGAUCAAAGAGUGGGACUCCGAGAACGAGACGGGCAUCGACGAGUUCAUGCGGCGCAUGACGGCCAUUGCCUUCCGCAAGGCGAUUCGCCGAGAGGGCCUGAAGGGCCCCAAGAGCGAGGACGGGAGCGGGACCUGGCGACGGCGCAGCGCCUCAUUGACGGCACGGACCCGCGGCGCCCCGCCGCGGUCGGGGCGCUCGGUGCGGCCCUGGCCAGGAUCAACGCCUUCACCCGCCGCGUCGGCAGGCUCCCGGCCGAGCGGGCGGGGGCGAACCGCUCGGAGGAGUGGGACUGGACCACUCUGGGAGUGCGGCCGGCCUGGACCUGGUCCGAGGAGGACACCAAGAAGUUCUGGAGCUGGCUGA